AUGUUGAAGGUGAUUGUCGGGGAUUUGAGUCAACAAUGUGCAAUUCCAUCGUCCAAUAGGCAUGGAAUUUUUGGAAUGAAGGAAGGUCCCAGAACUGAAGGAACUCGUAUUAGCCUGAAGAUCGGCUUACAAUGUCUGAGGGCAAUACACGUCUUCUGUUUCCACAAGGGCAACCCUGUCAAUGAAGUGUCUGAUGAAAGAACCCAAACGCAGGCAGAGUGUUGA
Messenger RNA from Lactuca virosa, 225 nucleotides. The record is from the annotation of a GenBank genome assembly. Lineage: Eukaryota; Viridiplantae; Streptophyta; Magnoliopsida; Asterales; Asteraceae.